AUGAGUUGUCAAAAGGGAAACACACAAAGAUCAAGACCACAAAAACAUCAGAACCAUACUGCAUGGAAAUCGAACAAUACUAAUCAGGUUUUGAAGGGAAGUCGAAAUUUUACAAAUAAUGUUUGCACUAAAUGUAAAGAACUCAUUGAAUGGAAAUUGAAAUAUAACAAAUACAAACCUCUGUCAAAACCAAAAAAAUGCACAAAAUGUGAAGGAAAAAAUAUUAAAGUUGCUUACCAUAUAUUAUGUGAAAAUUGCGCAAUGUCAUUGAAACUUUGCUCUAAGUGUGGGACAGUGAAAGAAAGUGAUGUUUCAGAGGAAGGUGAUGCUGGAACACAGGUUGCUGAUUCUUUAUAA
This is a messenger RNA of Styela clava, 357 nucleotides long. RefSeq lists its product as uncharacterized. NCBI's taxonomy places the organism in Eukaryota, Metazoa, Chordata, Ascidiacea, Stolidobranchia, Styelidae. The record is from RefSeq and is a predicted model, not a curated record.